This is a messenger RNA of Paramuricea clavata, 6143 nucleotides long. The record is from the annotation of a GenBank genome assembly. Lineage: Eukaryota; Metazoa; Cnidaria; Anthozoa; Malacalcyonacea; Plexauridae.
AUGGAGGCUCUUAGCCUAACAGACGAAGAGCAUGCAAGAAAGCUGGUCCAGGUGCAUACAUUGGCCCAAAACAUUACAACUCAGAUGCAAAGAAAUGUUCCAGGAACAUUUGGCAAGACAUUUUCUUAUUACAGCAUGCUUUUUGGGAAAAUAACAGAAGAUAAUGGCAAUGUAUGCUUUGUUACAAUUGAGAGGUGUCUAGAGGGCAGCUUUACCAAGUAUAUCAACAAUACCGGCCAGAUUGCUUCAACAAGUACAAGCAGUGAUGACGUCAUCAAGAAAGCAGAAACACAAUGUAUUACUCCUAUAAAGUGAGUCAAGGUGAAUUUUUACUUGUUUCAGAAACAGGUUAUCAACUGUACAAACCAGAAAUACCAAGUACAGCAUUAACAAGUGAUGUUGGUGGGGCAGAUCGGUUGAAUUUCUGCAUAGGUAACCUAUCUACCCAAGCAAUAGAAACAUUUUUUAAAAACCAGAAGUGUUGUGUUUAUUGUAUGAUGUAACAUACGUCAUAGCAGAAGUAAAAUGGACAGAGCACGUUGUGGUUGUCUUGAUAGUGUACAAAAAUGUAGGGUAAAAAUAUAUAUGUUGUUUUGUAUGGUUUUAUAUGCGAUUGUUUUUACCGUUUCGAUGAGAAAUACGAGAGAAGUAGUACAAGUAAAGAACGAUUAAUACAUGGCGCCCAACGUGAAACAUAUAAGUUAUUUAUUUGUACUGUUUUGAGCGAAAAAUUCAGUCAAAUGUCGAGGGAAAAUUUAGAGCGACUUCGCGCCAAAAGAGGCGGUUAUCGCGGUGUGACAACCAAGCUUAUAAAAGAAUCACUUGAGAUUCUUGAGUCAACCGAUGUAGAUAUUCAACGAUGCGAAGUUAUUUCAAAACAACUUGAAGAUAAAAUGACGAUUUUAAAAGAAUUAAACGACGAAAUUCUUGGUAUAUGCGAAGUAAGCGAGAUAGAACACGAAAUCGAAGAAGUGGUGGUCGUUAUUGACCGAAUUCUCAACACGAAAAGCAAAAUCGAAGCAGCAAAGAAGAUGCCAAAUGUGGGAAACGUUAGCGUUGUCACAUCACCAACCAUUAGUGCCACAACUCAAAUCGAAAACAACUCAAAUAUGAGUGAAAAUACAGGUAAUUUAGCGACCAACAGUGAAAAUAGCGUGACAGAUAAUAGUGUAAACAGUGCGAGUAUUGUUGACUCUAAUACAAGUAAUAUUGCAACGAGUAAUAUUAAUACGAACACGAGUUCGUGUGCCAACAUCGUUGACAUUGCCGAGACUGCCAAAGCUCGAACUUCCAAAAUUUAGUGGGAAAGUUACUGAGUGGAGUUCUUUUUGGGACUUAUAUAACACUGCAAUACAUAGCAAUACUAGUGUGUCUAAAGUAAACAAGUUCAAUUAUUUAUUUUCCUUGCUUGAGGGGAAUGCUGCACGUUCAAUAAAGGGACUUACACUUACAUCUGCCAAUUAUGAUGCAGCAAUCGAAAUCUUACAAGAAAGAUUUGGCAAAACACAGCAAAUUAUAGCUGCACACAUGGACCAAAUCUUGCAAAUCCCAGCAUGUUCUGAAGGCCGAACCAGACAGUUAAGAUUUAUUUUUGACAAUAUAAGUGUGCAUGUUCGUGGACUUGCAUCACAGGGAAUUGCCACUGACCAAUAUGGUAGCUUAUUGAUCCCUGCAAUCAUGUCCAAAUUGCCAAGCGAAAUUAGGUUGCUUGUAGCACGUAAAGCAGCAGAUGUUUGGAAAAUCGAUGAUUUGCUCAAAACUAUAAAGUCAGAGGUCGAAGCACGAGAGAUGAGGAAGAUGGCUCGCUCGAAUGCAAGUGAGAAACCCCCCAACAAAAAACAGGGCUCACUUCCAACUGUGGGUUCAUUUGUCGUGACAAAAAAUGGCAAGGACGGUGAAGAUAGUUUUAAGGUUAGAUGUGCAUUUUGUCAUGAAUUACAUUAUUCUGCAUCCUGUGAAAAGGUAACAGACAGAGAUAGUCGAUUGAAACUUUUGCAGGAUUCAAAUUGUUGCUUUGUUUGUCUAAAGAUAGGGCACCGUGCAAAUACGUGUGAUACCACAAAGAAGUGUCGACAUUGCUCUGGACGACACCACCAAUCUAUUUGUAAUAACCCUAGCAAUAACUGUCAACAAUGUGAUGACAAGAAAGUCCCCGAGAACCGAAAUUCUAACAAAGGUCCCGAAGGUUCAGACCCUCCCACUACCGCAGCUGUUACCCAGACAACCAAAGGAAGUGUUUUGUUGCAGACCGCCAGAGCUACUGUAUCGAAUUGGUCAAGAUUAGUUCCUGCCCGUAUAUUGUUUGAUACCGGAAGUCAAAGGUCUUACAUCUGGAAGUCGCUUCAAAAUCGAUUAAGGUUAAACCCGAUUGGCAAAGAAACCCUUCAACUAAACACCUUCGGCGAAAGCAAGUCUAAGCGAGAAAACUGUGAAGUGUUCAAGGUAAACAUUGCGAACAAGAACAAUGGCGAAAGUAUAGAAAUUACUUCAAUUGGUUUUCCAACGAUUUGUGCACCCCUUCCCGCUAAGGUAAACAUAAGCAAAUAUUCCUACCUCGACAGUUUAGAACUUGCAGAUUUCAAUUCCUGUGAUAGCAGUAACGACAACGACAGUAUCCAUAUUCUUGUGGGUGUGCAGAUCAUUAUUGGGAUAUAGUCACUGGUGAUGUUAUUCAUGGAGGAAAUGGCCCAACCGCAGUGAGCAGCAAAUUGGGUUGGCUUUUAUCUGGACCAUCGAAGCAACUUCAGUCGAACAGCAACACAUUCAGUAAUCUCAUCUUAACAGGAGAACAAUUUGACAACUCUAGUACAGCAAGUGAUCAGGAUGAGCUAACUACUUCGUUGAAGCGUUUUUGGGAGGUGGAGAGUGUUAGCAGCGAUUCCAUCGACCACGAGAUCGCACCGAAGCAACAAGAUUUUGUUCAAAAUAUUCGAUUCACAGGAGCACAAUAUGCAGUUGGCUUGCCAUGGAAGGGCAAUGAUCACAACAUCGAGGACGAUUAUGAACUGUGUCGUAAUUGGUUAAAGUCGCUGCAUCAAAAAUUGCAAGUAUCUCGAUGAGUACAACCGAAAUAUUGAAGAGCAAUUGGCUACCGGAAUAGCAGAAGAAGUUCCUCCAAGCGAUAAGGAUCAGAAAAACAUUCACUAUCUUCCACAUCACGGUGUCAUUCAAAACGAUAAGGCCACCACCAAAUUAUGUGUUGUGUAUGACGGAUCAGCGAAAACGGAAACGCAUAACUACUCACUUAAUGACUGUUUGCUUACUGGUCCCAACCUCAUUCCACAAAUUUUUGACUUGCUUGUAAAGUUUAGGCAAAACCCGGUUGGAUAGCCUGCGUAGCAGGCGGUAUUCGCGGGCACGAGAGAAUGGGAAGCUUGAAAUACCGCCUGCCCAAAAACUACACAUUCUGAGUUCUCCCCGGCAGCUGGGUGCCGGAGCAUUCUGAUUGGUAGCCUGCGGAGCAGGCGGUAUCUGAUUGGGCAGAAUGUUGAUUUUGAAUUUUUGAUUGACAGGAGUACAGAAUUAGAAUAAUUAGUGCUAAUUUUAGAAGUUACUGUUGCCGUAUUUAUAAUAUAAACUAUUGUUAUUUUCGUAAUUGUACCGAUAUAUCGAGUGAUGGCAUACACUAACCAAAAGAUAACGAAUGUAUUGAGAAUUAAGCGUUGAAUUCUUUAAUCUUUAUCUGGAAUCGGAAAUCGCUUCGUCUUGAAGAAUGAACAACUAAUAUCAAUCCAACAUUUGUUGCUUGAAGAUGUGAUACCGUGAUAAAAGUGCAGAUUUGAAGAUACAGGCUCGUAAAUGACACUCUAAGUCGUGUUUUUGAUAGCGAUUGGAACAAGCCUAUUACAAAGUUACGUCUGAAGGGGCGGCCGAAGUUGUGUUCGGCGAAAGGUAUGGCUAGUCUAUAUUUUUGUUCAGACAAUUGCGUAAUUUGAUAUUAAAUACACGAACUCGCUUGACUUUCAAAGCUCAUAAAUCGCUAUAAUGUUGACAUCGACUAAAACUAUCGCUAUGAAUGAGGACAUAUUGUUACACUGAAUCGAACGUGGUAUUUUUGUCUUCAUAGCAAUGAUAGCAUUGAAUGAACCGAAGAUAUGAAACGUCAAAGCCGUAUAUUUGCACUGGUGUAAAUACGUGAGUUUGACAAAUAAUUAACUGAAAAUAAAUACAUUACUGUAAGAUGGGCGGGACCAUGCGGUGGGCGGAACUCAGAAUGUGUAGUUUUUGGGCAGGCGGUAUUUCUAGCUUCUACCGCCUGCUACGCAGGCUACCGGUUGGAUUGCUGGCGGACAUUGAGAAAGCUUUCUUAAUGAUCGGAAUCAACGAGGAAGAUAGGAAUAUGCUAAGAUUUUUGUGGUUAAAGGAUGCUAAAGAUCCACAAUCUGAAAUUCUGAAGCUUAGAUUUUGUCGGUCAAGUCAACGAUUGCAAAGGAAUCCACUGUAACGGUGAAUUGCAAGGAGAUGCACGUAAGCAGUGGGAUGCUUUGAUAUCAGAGCUAGAAUUCCUUAAAACGGUCCGAGUGCCAAGAUGUUAUUAUCUUUCUAAUCAGAAUCGUCUUAUUAUGCUAAUUCACGGAUUUAGCGAUGCGUCCGAGCGUGCAAUUGGUGCAGUUGUCUACACGAGAACAGUUUACGAGAACAGUCGUGUUGACGUGAAAUUAAUGGCAUCGAAAACAAGAGUUGCACCUGUCAAGAAGCAAACAAUUCCCCGUUUAGAACUGAUUGGUGCAACAUUACUAGCAAAGUUAGUAAGUUCGGUGUUGAGUGCACUCGAGUGGAAUGUGGAAAUAUUCUAUUGGGUUGACUCAAUGACUACACUGCACUGGAUACGAAACAGUCGUAUUUGGAAACAAUUUGUGCAACAUCGAGUGAACAAAAUAAGAAGUCUUUCACCUGUGGAGGCUUGGCGUUUUUGUCCAGGAUCCUUGAACCCGGCCCAUUUGCCUUCACGUGGCAUUUCUGCUCAGGAACUUUCGAACAAAUCAUUAUGGUUUAACAGACCCGAAUUCGUAGUUAAUGACGAAGACCAGUGGCCAAAAUGUCCAGCUACUAAUAAACCAGAACCAGAUGAAGUAUUGCGAGAAGUUGCUAAACAACCUUCGAAUGUCGUACGAUCACUUGUUAUAACGAAUGACGAACAGUCCACUGAAUUUGAUCUUAACAAGGUGAUAGAUAGCAAUCGUUUUAGCUCGUUGAGUAGACUUCUUCGUGUCACAGCUUACGUGUUGAGAUACAUUAACGCCUUGAAGAAGAAAUGGACACAGGAUAAGCACCCAGUAAAUCGAAACCUGGAACAGUUGACUGCAAGUGAAGUGAAACUGGCAGAGUUGUUGUGGAUAAAGUCCAUUCAAAGCUUAUCAUUUGAUAAGGAGAUUUUGUUCAUCAUUUCGAGAAAUGCGAAGUCAACUCCACCAGUUUAUGUGAAUCAAUUUGGAUUGUUUCUCGACGAUGAUCAUGUCUUAAGGUGCAAGGGUAGAUUAAACAAUGCGUCAUUGAACCUGGGGAGCAAAAAUCUAAUUUUGCUUCCAAACAAAUCAAAGUUUGUCGAGUUAUUAAUACGCAAAGUUCACGAUAAGAUUAAACACAGCAGACUACGAGACACCUUGACGACUAUACGUGAGCAUUUUUGGUUAUUACGGGGUCGUGAGGCAGUGAAAAGAGUCAUCAAGAAAUGUGUGAUUUGUCAAAAGGCCGAAGGGUUGCCUUAUGGAGCUACAGCGCCUCCAGCUCUUCCAGCUAGCAGAGUAUCAGACGAACCCCUUUUUACCAACGUUGGUUUGGACUUCGCGGGACCAUUGUUCGUUCGAGAGAGUCGUGAGCUAGAGAAGUCGUCGGAUAAUUCGAGUAAGGUAUAUGUUCUAUUGUUCACAUGCGCAUCUACAAGGGCAGUGCAUCUUGAACUUACCCCAUCAUUAAGUGUACCAGCCUUUCUCAGAGCAUUUAGAAGUUACGCAAGUCGAAGAGGUUUACCCGCUCUCCUCAUAUCAGAUAAUGCGAAAACAUUUCGUGCAGCAUCAGCAGAGAUUCGAAAAUUGUGUCGUGCCGACGAAGUAUUGCGGUAUCUUACGAACAAUCAAAUCACGUGGCAGUUUAUCGUAGAAAAGGACCCUUGGUGGGGAGGAUUUUGGGAGCGAUUAAUUUGA